Trypanosoma brucei brucei TREU927 is the source of this 894-nucleotide messenger RNA. RefSeq names its product uracil-DNA glycosylase, putative. Gene Ontology annotation, cellular component: nucleus; mitochondrion. Gene Ontology annotation, molecular function: uracil DNA N-glycosylase activity. Gene Ontology annotation, biological process: base-excision repair, AP site formation via deaminated base removal; base-excision repair. Lineage: Eukaryota; Euglenozoa; Kinetoplastea; Trypanosomatida; Trypanosomatidae. Bases 1 to 894 code for a protein of 297 amino acids. The record is from RefSeq and is a predicted model, not a curated record. The transcript has a single exon.
AUGGUGCAACGGACACUGUUUGACUUCGUCUCUAAGAAAGGUGACAAUGCAACCACAGAGGAAGUGGGCAGCAAGACGGAAUCCGGGCAACCCUCGGCUUCUUCGCGGAAGCGGACCGCAGAGGAUCAAGUAGCGAACGGUGGUGCAAGCAACUUGACCAGGGCGAGGGUGGCGAAAGAGAAUAACGGUGCCCUCGCUUCCCUUAUUGUUGAUCCUGGAUGGGAGGCUUUUCUCAAGCCACUUACUACUUCCAGCAACUUUGAACGCAUAGAGAAGUUCUUGGAGGGGGAAUUGAAUGCAGGAAAAACGAUACUCCCCCCACGUGAAAUGAUUUUCUCGGCCUUCAACAGCACGCCACUUGACAUGCUGAAGGUCGUGCUGCUUGGGCAGGACCCCUACCACAAUGUUGGUCAAGCACACGGGUUGUGCUUCUCCGUUCUUCCUGGAGUGCCACCGCCGCCGAGCUUAAUCAACAUGUACAAAGAAUUGGCAACUGAUAUUCCAGGCUUUGUGGCGCCGCAGCACGGGUACUUACAACAUUGGGCGGAACAGGGGGUGUUGAUGCUUAAUGCGACACUUACUGUAGAAAUACACAAGGCUAACUCUCACGCCACAUGUGGUUGGCAGACCUUUACCGAUGACGUCAUUCGCCUGCUUUCGGAGAAACACAAAAAUCCGCUUGUGUUUUUGCUUUGGGGAGGUUUUGCCAAACGAAAAAUUUCGUUGAUAGAUCGAAAACGCCACGUGGUCAUAGAAUGCGCUCACCCUUCCCCUCUAAGUGCCGCCAAGUGGUGGGGAUCUCGUCCCUUUUCAAAAUGCAACACAGCUCUCGUAGAAAAGAAGCUUUCUCCCAUAGACUGGAAGCUGCCCGUAUGCCUCAGUAAGGGAAAGUAG